Molecule: messenger RNA, 1884 nt
Organism: Brettanomyces bruxellensis
Lineage: Eukaryota; Fungi; Ascomycota; Pichiomycetes; Pichiales; Pichiaceae
Exons: 1
Coding region: 1-1884 (627 amino acids)
Biological process (GO): positive regulation of transcription by RNA polymerase II
Cellular component (GO): nucleus
Molecular function (GO): transcription cis-regulatory region binding; zinc ion binding; DNA-binding transcription factor activity, RNA polymerase II-specific
Source: RefSeq, a predicted model, not a curated record
AUGCCAUGUGUGGAGAUGGUCAACAGUAUCAGUACUAACAGCUCGAGGAGCGGAACAUCAAGUGUCAACAAUUCAAAGCCAUCAUCACCAUUGGAUAAGCAGAAUAAUCGCAAGAUAUCGAAAUCAAAGGGAACUAAGAAGAAAAGAAUAAGGACCGUUGCUGGCAGUUGCAACCAGUGCUUGAGAUGCAGAGUCAAAUGUACUCUUGAAAAACCAACAUGCAAGAGAUGCCGAGAUAAAGGUUUGGAUUGUAACUAUGAUAAAGUCAGUCUCAAAUGGGGUAAAGUGCUGAAUGUGAAUACCACAGCGAAUGGAUUAUCGGGGAAGGAUGGAGCUGGCCAACACAAUAGUAUGUUCAUGUUUAGUGGGAGAAACGCCAAGCCACUAUUUACUUUAAUUCAGAGCAUAAACGACAAUGAGAAAAAGGUUGUCUCGGUGUCGGACAACAACAAUACGACAAAGCAAAAGACUAAUAGUCCAAAUCCGAUGGCCCAAAAACUAAUGUGGCACAUGAAAUAUGGGCAACAGAGCAGCAGCAAUAACAGUAGUAGUAGUAGCAGUAUUCAAAGUCCAAGCAGUGGGGAUUCAUCUACAUACGUCUUUCGGGCAUCACCACCACCAGAAGGUGGGAAUAUUGCAUUCCAUGCAAAUGUUUGGCCAAACCAGGGAACAGACUUGCAGUAUUUUGGGAAUAUUCUUUUUGCAAAGCUUCAUGCUUUCGGUACACCGCUCGAUAAUCGAGGUUAUGAGCUUAUCCAGAAAAGUGAAAUACUUCAGAAUUUAGCGGCAACAUUGGUUGCUUGCCAUGUUCACAAUGAGCAUCCUGAAUUUCUUACUUCAGACGCAAUUCAUCGCAUAAAAGCAAAAUCUAUACAAAUGCUCGUGGAGCAGAUUAAUCGUCAAACUUUACAGAAAAGCCGGAUAUCUCCUCGGUCCCUAUUUUCCCAUAGCAUAUCUACAGAGGUUAAUACAGAGUCGCUUCUCAAUGCAUGCAUUCUAAUGAGCAUUUUGGAUAGUGUUAUUGACUGCACAAAUUUAGACAUAGUUCCGACACAUCUCUUUGGUGCAAGAGCAAUCUUCAAAGAACUUCUUGAAAAUGAGCCAGGCUUUGUCACUACUCUCAAUACCAGAAACCCUCUAACUCAGAGGACAUUUUCUAUUUUUGCAACUAUGGAUCUUAUAUAUUGCUUCCUUACAUGUGAAUGCCUCACUUGCAUUGCAGAAGUUGAUUGGAUCAGGUUGCACGGGUGUGAUUGCUGGUUUGGAAGACUUAAUGCUGAGGAUCCAUUUCUGAAAGUGUUAUCUGGUUUGGCGUUUUUCAGUAAUUCUGCAUGUCUAAUCAAGACCCGGAGCUUGCCGACGAAUAUUUCAAAAGAGCUUGCAGAAACUUGCAAGAUGCUUCUGGAGCUAAGCAGUUGUACAUCACCCUCAUGCUGGCAGCUCUUCGUCUCAUGUUUUGCCGAUGUUGGGCUUCUUUAUUAUGCACGUGUCUUUCAAGGUAAGUCUAUCGACGAUAAAAUAGUGCAGUCGUUAAUAUACAAUUUCAUUUCCAAGCUAAGGUCUGGACCAUCUACAAUUCUUACUCCAUUUAAUGAAAACGAACCAACGCAUAAUGAAUAUGUUUUAGACCACUGUCUUCUUUUUCCAUUAAUGGUAAUUGGUGCACAUUGCAUCAAUCCGGAGCAUCAAAUAUUCAUCCGUGCCUGGAUAAGUAAAGCUGUGCGCUCAUUAGCAUUUAAGAAUAUCAACAAUUUAUUUGCAUUUCUAGAUAAAAUUUGGACCAGUUUCCAGGGCUACGAAGAUAAUGUAAAUAGAUCAGCGGCUUUUGGGAUAUCUUGGAAGGCUCAGUUCGGUUGGAUUGCCAAAAAGUCCAUUAUAUUUUGA